AUCACAUCCAAUCUUCUUCUCUACACUCAGGUCCAUGAGAAGACAGUGAAGAAGACUCUGAUGAUGUUGAAGUCGAAGAUCAAAGGUUUGGAGCAAUAGAGAGGAUGCCCUGUGUUGUACAUACUUUGCAACUUGUGGUUAACAUAGUCCACAAAGAAGCAAGUGUUAAACGCCUCAUAGACAGAGUUCGACUACUUGUUAUGCUCUUCCGCAAGUCAUCGGUGGCAACAGAGCAAUUACUGCAUCUUUCUGGUCUCACUUUGAUCAAAGACUGCCCCACUAGAUGGUCCAGCACCUACCUGAUGAUAACACGUCUUAUUGAUCUGAAGGACUCACUUACUCAAGUAGCUGAUACGAUGGGCUGGGAUUCUCUGCUUCCAAGUGAGUGGCAAAGGCUCACUGCACUCAGAGAUCUGCUUCUUCCCUUCGCUGAGCACACCCAGAUGCUCCAGAGUGACACAAUGUCCUUAUCUCUGGUGGUGCCUGCCCUCCUGGACCUGAGUGCUCACUUAUCUGAGUUUCCCCAGGCCCAAGGUUCAAGCCACAAGGACAUAUCUUCUCUGGCAAAGAAGAUGAAGGCAAACCUAGACCAACGCUUUAGCUGCUUCCUUAAUCCCAGUGAUUCAAAAUUCUCACCCCUUGCUACUGCUGCAUGCUUCCUUGAUCCGACAGUCUCAGCUGAUGCAUUCAUUGGAAUUGAUGACGAACACAUACAGGAUCUACUGAGUAGAGCAGAACAAUACAUUGCUCAAAUGGUGUCCUCUGUAAGAAUGCAAGAGGAUGCUGUUGAACAUCAGGGAGGUGACGAGGAAUGUGAGGAGCAGGAGCCACAUGCAAAGUGACCCAGAUUUAGAUUUCUAACAAAAGCAAGUUCAAAUCGGACAUCUGGACCUAGCAACACAAAGCUCUGUGUCAGGCAGGAAAUUCGAAGAUUCAAAGAGAAGCUGUCACAGUCCAUACAUGAAGAGACUGCCUUUGGCUUUUGGGCUACACAUGGCUCUACCUAUCAGCUUCUAAAACCCCUAGCCCAAGACCUUCUCACUAUGCCUGCAUCUCAGGCAUUUGCUGAGAGAGUUUUCAGUAUCACAGGUGACCUGAGUCGUGGACGCAGGAAUCGAGCCAGGUUGAUCUUGGAAAGAAGCGCUUUUCUAAAAAUGAAUCGCAGUCAAUAGCCUGCCAAAUUGCCAAUUGAUAUCAUACUAUGUUUGUUGGUUGCCUGAUGUUAGGCCAUGUUUAUUUUGUAGGCAUUUAUGCAUUAUUUUAUUUGUUUUUACCCUCUGACAAUCAAACAAGUUUACAAUAGCACAUUUUUGAUCAAUGUAGAGUAUAUAAAGGAUUGACUAACUAAAAUUGUAUUUACACACAAUAAGGAUUAAUUGCAAUCACUCUUAUUUAUGGACAAAGUAAUUCAAUAAAUAUACCAUACACGUUUUAAGCAUGUAUUUUUAUGUUUGUUUAAAAUGUGUUCCUAAUGGUUUAUCACAUUAAUACCACUUUUAUCUAUCCUUAAUGUAUGAUUGUGCCUUGUAAAUUAGUGAGGACAGCACAGCAAGCUACAUAUAAUGUAGCUCUCAAAAAAUGUAAUGAUUAUUAUUGUCCAAAGACUACAUAAAAUAGCUAUCAAUCAAAAUGAACGUUGGUAACUGCAUUCUGACUAAAAGUAAUGACUAAAACAUAACAAAAAUGUAAUGACUUUCGUCGACUAAAACUAGACUAAAACUAUGAAGGACA
Messenger RNA from Triplophysa rosa, 1731 nucleotides. Its product is annotated as zinc finger BED domain-containing protein 4-like. NCBI's taxonomy places the organism in Eukaryota, Metazoa, Chordata, Actinopteri, Cypriniformes, Nemacheilidae. The transcript has 2 exons. The coding region runs from base 105 to 842 and encodes 245 amino acids. The record is from RefSeq and is a predicted model, not a curated record.